CGGGAUUUCGAGCUCUUCUCUCGCGAGAUCUUCGCUGUAUUGUAGCAGGCUGAGGUCGGCACUAAGGGGGCAAUAGGGGCUGUUCUGUUGCUGUUUCGCCGCAAGUCUGGGUGUGUUCCAGACUAGCAAAGACAUACAGGAAAAUGGAGUAUAUGACAGAAUCCACCGACCGCACCCCUGGACACAUCUUGUGCUGUGAGUGUGGUGUCCCAAUUAGUCCAAAUCCUGCCAAUAUUUGUGUGGCCUGUUUGCGAAGUAAAGUAGACAUCAGCCAAGGCAUUCCGAAACAGGUCUCUGUAUCUUUCUGCAAGCAAUGUCAAAGAUAUUUCCAGCCACCUGGAACUUGGAUACAGUGUGCAUUAGAAUCCAGGGAGCUUCUUGCUUUGUGUUUGAAAAAAAUCAAAGCUCCUCUGAGUAAGGUACGGCUUGUAGAUGCAGGUUUUGUUUGGACUGAGCCCCAUUCUAAGAGACUUAAAGUUAAACUGACUAUUCAGAAAGAGGUGAUGAAUGGUGCUAUCCUUCAGCAAGUGUUUGUGGUGGAUUAUGUUGUUCAGCCUCAGAUGUGUGGAGAUUGCCACAGAGUAGAAGCUAAGGAUUUCUGGAAGGCUGUGGUUCAAGUGAGGCAAAAGACUUUGCACAAAAAAACUUUCUACUAUCUGGAACAGUUGAUUUUAAAAUAUGGAAUGCAUCAGAAUACACUUCGUAUCAAAGAGAUUCAUGAUGGUCUGGAUUUCUAUUAUUCCUCAAAACAGCAUGCUCAGAAAAUGGUAGAAUUUCUUCAGUGUACAGUUCCCUGUAGACACAAAGCCUCACAGAGAUUGAUCUCUCAGGAUAUCCAUAGUAACACAUACAAUUACAAAAGCACUUUUUCUGUGGAAAUUGUUCCAAUAUGCAAGGAUAAUGUUGUUUGUCUGUCUCCAAAACUGGCACAAAGCCUGGGAAAUAUGAACCAGAUUUGUGUGUGUAUUCGAGUGACCAGUGCCAUUCAUCUCAUAGAUCCAAAUACCCUACAAGUUGCGGAUAUUGAUGGAAGCACUUUCUGGAGUCACCCUUUCAAUAGUUUAUGCCAUCCCAAACAGCUAGAGGAGUUUAUUGUGAUGGAAUGCAGCAUAGUCCGAGAUCCAAAACGCAAUGCAGGUGCUGGAAUGAUAUCAAAAAAGCAUACCCUUGGGGAAGUCUGGGUACAGAAAACUUCUGAAAUGAAUACAGAUAAACAGUAUUUUUGUCGUACUCAUUUGGGACAUCUUCUAAAUCCUGGAGACCUGGUGUUGGGGUUUGAUUUGGCCAACUGUAACUUAAAUGAUGAGUAUGUCAACAAAAUGAACUCCGAUAGAGUCCCAGAUGUGGUAUUAAUCAAGAAGAAUUAUGACCGUACCAAACGUCAGCGUCGUAGAAACUGGAAACUGAAAGAGCUUGCAAGAGAUAAAGAAAACAUGGAUACAGAUGAUGAAAGGCAAUACCAAGAUUUCCUUGAAGAUCUUGAAGAAGAUGAGGCAAUUAGGAAAAAUGUAAACAUUUAUAGAGAUUCAACCAUUCCUGUGGAAAGUGACACAGAUGAUGAAGGAGCCCCUCGAAUUAGUCUGGCUGAGAUGCUUGAAGACCUCCACAUUUCUCAAGAUGCUCCUGGUGAAGAAGCUGAAUCGAUGAUGACACAGUGAGAUUGUGUUGUAGAUGAUUUCCAUGUCUGUAGACUCAGGAUGUUGGAUGAAAUAACUUUCAUUGUCUAUUCCGCCUAUGCUUCCAUAUUGAGAAAGGAGAAAUUUAGUUUUAAACUUGAAUAAAUGGGACUAUUUUGAUUGCUCAUUCAAAGCACUGAACGAGAUUGAUAGCUUUGAAGUUUUUGGAUAAAAGAUUAUGAAGAAUGUAAUUAUUAAUGAUAUUUAGGCCAUUUUAUGUGUGGAAUUUUUUAAGUUUGCCUUUUUAGGAUACCCUAGUAUUUUUGCAUACUGUAGCGCCAGAUUUGAAAUCUCAAAAGUUGUGAUGCCUUGGAGGUUACCUAAAUCUUCAAGUAUGAAACAAGCUUUUACAUUUCUUUUUGCAUUGAUGGCUUUAGUAAAAGAGCAUAUGAAGAAUCAUUUUUAUAUGAACUUGUUAAUGCACUUUGAUCCACUUUAGAUCAUUUUUAUGUCAUUGGGAUAGGUAAGUUGGGGUUCAGUUUAUUACUGGACAUUCAGGGAGAAGUUAAUCUAUUUUAUUCAUAAUAUUAACAUCUUCAAAAGCUUAAAUUGGGGUUAUCUUAAUUUUUAUUGCAGAAGAAAAUAUAUUUAAAGUAUUUGUGGAUUUGUAGCAAACAUAGAUUAUUUAAGGGUUAACUAACAAUUUGUACUUUUGUUAUUUUUGCUCAUGCCAGCAGCUUAGACCAGUAGCUUGCUUGUGUCAUAAAAAUGUCUUCCUAUCACUUCAAGCAUUUUUGCUUUUGAAAUUUUGGUUUACAAUUUGAGAAGGAAUUUUCUUUAUAUAAGUUUCUGUCAUUGAAUAUAUCACCAUCAAAAAGAAUAUUAAGAUCUAGCACAUAGAUGAUGAAAUAAUAAAAAUGAUCUUUAUGCUUUAUAAAACCAUAUGUCAGACUUGAAAAAGGAAUGCCUUCUACAUCCUUGAAUGAAAAGCAUUGGCUUGGGCGCCUGGGUGGCUCAGUUGGUUAAGCGACUGCCUUCGGCUCAGGUCAUGAUCCUGGAGUCCCUGGA
Leptonychotes weddellii (Weddell seal) is the source of this 2684-nucleotide messenger RNA. RefSeq names its product NMD3 ribosome export adaptor (gene NMD3). Gene Ontology annotation, molecular function: ribosomal large subunit binding. Lineage: Eukaryota; Metazoa; Chordata; Mammalia; Carnivora; Phocidae. The record is from RefSeq and is a predicted model, not a curated record. Gene Ontology annotation, biological process: ribosomal large subunit export from nucleus. Gene Ontology annotation, cellular component: nucleus; cytoplasm.